AUGCUGGAGAUAGGAAAUACAGUGAUGCUGGAGAUAGGAAAUACAGUGAUGCAGGGAAUAGGAAAUGCAGUGACACUGGAGAUAGGAAAUAUAUUGACGCUGGGAAUAGGAAAUAGAGUGACGCUGGGAAUAGGAAGUACAGUGACGCUGGGAAUAGGAAAUAGAGUGAUGCUGGGAAUAGGAAGUACAGUGACGCUGGGAAUAGGAAAUAGAGUGACGCUGGGAAUAGGAAGUACAGUGACGCUGGGAAUAGGAAAUACAGUGACGCUGGGGAUAGGAAAUACAGUGACGCUGGAGAUAGGAAAUACAGUGACGCUGGGAAUAGAAAAAUACAGUGAUGCUGGAGAUAGGAAAUACAGUGACGCUGGGAAUAGGAAACACAGUGGCGCUGGGAAUAGGAAGUACAGUGAUGCUGGGAAUAGGAAAUAG
This is a messenger RNA of Pelobates cultripes (western spadefoot toad), 429 nucleotides long. The record is from the annotation of a GenBank genome assembly. Lineage: Eukaryota; Metazoa; Chordata; Amphibia; Anura; Pelobatidae.